This is a messenger RNA of Ananas comosus (pineapple), 846 nucleotides long. RefSeq names its product probable polyamine transporter At3g13620. Gene Ontology annotation, biological process: transmembrane transport. NCBI's taxonomy places the organism in Eukaryota, Viridiplantae, Streptophyta, Magnoliopsida, Poales, Bromeliaceae. Gene Ontology annotation, cellular component: membrane. The record is from RefSeq and is a predicted model, not a curated record. Gene Ontology annotation, molecular function: transmembrane transporter activity.
GGACGAUCGCGGGGAGUUGGCUCAAGUACUGGAUUGAGGUCGGGGCGGUGCUGUCGGCCAUCGGGCUCUACGAGGCGCAGCUGAGCAGCAGCGCCUUCCAGCUGAUGGGCAUGGCAGACCUGGGCCUCCUCCCGCGCCUCUUCGCCCGCCGCGCCCCCUUCUUCGACACCCCCUGGGCCGGCAUCCUCCUCUCCAGCCUCAUCACCCUCGGCAUGUCCUUCCUGAGCUUCAACAACAUCGUCGCCUCCGCCAACUUCCUCUACAGCCUCGGCAUGCUCCUCGAGUUCGCCUCCUUCCUCCGCCUCCGCCGCUCCCGCCCCGACCUCAAGCGCCCCUUCGCCGUCCCGGUGCCCUUCCCGGCCUUAGUGCUCAUGUGCCUCGUCCCCUCCGCGUUCCUCGUCUUCGUCAUGGUCAUCGCCAGUUGGAAGGUGUUCGUCAUAACCGCCGGGUUCACGGCGCUCGGCGUCGGCGUGUAUUAUCUCAUGGCGUUUUGCAAGGCGAGGGGUUGCCUCAAGUUCAGCGACGGACGCGGGGAGGAGGAGAAGGUGUUGGAUGAGGAGAGAAGAACUAGAGGAGGUGGUGGCGAUGUUUAUUAAUGGAGGAGAAUAGAUCUGCAGGAGAUAAUGUAUUUUCUUUCUAUAUUCCCUGGACAUAUAUAGUUCACCAACGGACCUCUGGAAGCUCCAUCUAAAAAUUUAAUUUAAAAUUAUUCUUGGUUAUAACUAGAAGAGCAAUGUUGGAGGGAGAUGAUGAUUGAACGGUCCAUGAAUAAAGCGGUGGACUAUGUCCACGGAUGCAAUAGAGGCUUCGGUUUCUUUGUAACUGAUGCUGCUCCUUUUGGUUCUA